Molecule: messenger RNA, 930 nt
Organism: Puccinia graminis f. sp. tritici CRL 75-36-700-3
Lineage: Eukaryota; Fungi; Basidiomycota; Pucciniomycetes; Pucciniales; Pucciniaceae
Exons: 2
Coding region: 1-930 (309 amino acids)
Source: RefSeq, a predicted model, not a curated record
AUGGCCGAAGGCGAAAUUGAAAUUGUUCCAACCAACAACGAAACUACCAAGAAGAAACGAGCGCCCAACUGGCUUCCAUUUGAAGAAGAACAGCUUGCAAUCUCAUGGGUUCAUGUCAGCGAGCAGCCCGAGUUUUCCAACAACCAGACUGGAACGAUGUUUUACAAGAAGAUAGAGGAAAACUUCAAUCUCUUCAGUAAGAUUCACUAUCGGAGCCAUGAACAGAUCAAGAUCAGGUGGACCUCUUUAAAUACUGCAACUCUCAAAUUUGCUGCUAUUUACAACGCGAUCGAGCGAAACCCUCCAAGCGGUUCCUCUCCUGAAGACUGGAUGGCAACUGCGAUGACCGUCUACGCUGAUCAGACCAAAGGUGUUGCAUUUGGCUCCGUUGCAGCCUGGCAGAAAGUCCGAUACUGUCCUAAAUGGCGAGGCGAUCGACCCGAUCUAACAGUCCCAAUCCCAAUCCCCUCUGAUAACAUCGACACAGAAGAAAAUCCUGGCAGCAAAACACCAGCCACACCCACCGGCAUCUGUACCCCAAGCUCGCGCGAUGGAUCAUCGAUAUCACGCCCAAUUGGUGGGAAGGCCGCAAAGAAGCGUCGGAUUGAGGGUUACAAAGAUGAUGAGAUGCUAGCGUCGGCGGCCAACUUUGCUGAUAUUUCAAAGGACCGCCUCACCGCAUUGAAUGAGGGAAAUGCGAUUGAGAAGGAGAAGAACGAGAUAUCGAGGGAAAUCUUGAAGAUCGAAGAGAAGAAGUUAUCGCUGAAGGAAAAAGACUCGGUUAUUCAGGCGGUCCACAAACAGAGCGAGACCCAAAUGAACGAUUACAAGCUCCUCCGCGAAUUAACAAGUGGAAAGGAAGACCCCGAGGCCGAAGAGGUCCUCCAGAUUAUGAAGAAAAAGAUUAUACACAAGUGGCUUUCCUCUUAG